Molecule: messenger RNA, 675 nt
Organism: Prosopis cineraria
Lineage: Eukaryota; Viridiplantae; Streptophyta; Magnoliopsida; Fabales; Fabaceae
Exons: 2
Source: RefSeq, a predicted model, not a curated record
AUGACCGAGAACAAAGAUGUCAAGGAGCAAAUCAAUGAACAUCAUAAGCUAUUGGAGGAGCUUCGUGCUGAAAACAUCAACCUUCCAGAUGAGUUCGUUGCUGGGAUAUUGAUUGAGAAGCUGCCAGAAUCAUGGUCUAACUACAAACAGCAGCUGAAACAUAAACAAAAGCAGCUAUCCUUGACCGAUUUGAUCACUCACAUCAUCAUCAAAGACACCAACCGCAAGGCAAUACGUGCAGUUCGAACCAAAGAAAUGACAUCCAAAGCCAACCUGGUGGAGACAAAGCCUUACAAUAAGAGGAAGAGAGCAAACUGUGAUAAGACUCGGAAGCCAAAUGUAAAUUUGGUACAACGAGAUGGUGACAAUGAUGAUGACAUCAUUGCUGCAGUGGUGUCACAAGCUCUCUUAAUUUCUGAUAUGAAGAAAUGGGUGGUAGACUCCGGGGCUACCAGGCACAUAUGUGCGAGCCAAGAGAUGUUUAUCACCUAUAAUCCUGUAAAGGAAGGGGAAGACCAUGUUUACCUUACUGAUUCCCGAACUGCUAAAGUUCAAGGAAAAGGAAAAGUGGUCUUAAAGCUCACAUCAGAAAAGACUCUGGCUCUGAAUGAUGUUCUGCAUGUGCCUGAAGUUAGAGCUAACUUAGUGUCAGUUGCUCUUUUAGGGAAAGCUGGG